Syzygium oleosum is the source of this 1195-nucleotide messenger RNA. Its product is annotated as agamous-like MADS-box protein MADS2. The transcript is spliced from 8 exons. Gene Ontology annotation, biological process: positive regulation of transcription by RNA polymerase II. The record is from RefSeq and is a predicted model, not a curated record. Gene Ontology annotation, cellular component: nucleus. Gene Ontology annotation, molecular function: DNA-binding transcription factor activity, RNA polymerase II-specific; protein dimerization activity; RNA polymerase II cis-regulatory region sequence-specific DNA binding. The coding region runs from base 131 to 874 and encodes 247 amino acids. NCBI's taxonomy places the organism in Eukaryota, Viridiplantae, Streptophyta, Magnoliopsida, Myrtales, Myrtaceae.
GAGAGGUUCCGUACAGUGUUCAAUUCAUGAAGAGGGUAUAGAAGGUGGUUCUAGGAGGAGAGAUAGGUGUGUUUGAAGGUGAACAAGAAAAGGGGAAUUUUUUUUUCGUUUUUGGGAAAUUUUGGUUAUAAUGGGGAGGGGAAGAGUGGAGCUGAAGAGGAUAGAGAACAAGAUAAACAGGCAAGUGACCUUCGCCAAGAGGAGGAAUGGGCUGCUCAAGAAGGCCUACGAGCUCUCUGUGCUCUGCGAUGCUGAGGUCGCCCUUAUCAUCUUCUCCAACCGCGGCAAGCUCUAUGAAUUCUGUAGCAGCUCUAGCAUGCUCAAAACGCUUGAUCGUUACCAAAAGUGCAGCUAUGGAUCGGUUGAAGUCAACAAACCCUCCAAAGAACUCGAGAACGCCUACCGAGAGUACUUGAAGCUGAAAGGGAGAUUUGAGGCCCUACAACGGACUCAGAGAAACCUUAUGGGGGAAGAUUUGGGGCCCUUGAACUCGAAGGAGCUCGAGCAGCUCGAGCGUCAACUCGAGGCAUCAUUGAAGCAUAUUAGGUCGACUAAGACUCAGUGUAUGCUCGAUCAGCUUUCCGAUCUCCAGAACAAGGAACAAUCCUUGAUGGAAGCGAACAGAGCGUUGACCCUCAAGCUGGAUGAAGUUUGUGCAAGAAAUAAUCUUCGACCGCCAUGGGGGGGUGGCGAUCCAAGCAUGACCUAUGGUCAACCGCACCCACAACCUCAGGAAUUUUUCCAGCCUCUUGAAUGCAACCCCACCCUGCAAAUCGGGUAUGAUGCUGGGGGAUCUGAUCAAAUGAACACUAGUGCAGCCACUCCAAAUGCUACUCAACAGGCCAAUGGUUUCCUUCCUGGUUGGAUGCUCUAAGCCUCCCAGAACAACAAUAAGUCCUCCGCACCAAUCAAUCCAAAUUACACAAGUGAAAGACUCUUUCGAGUGGUGGGCUCCUUUUCUUCUUAAUAGUUCAUGAUAACAAGCUGAUUAGCCUCUAUCAAUGUAACUACGCAAGUUCAACAUAAAGCAGCUAAAGAACUUGUUUAACUUUCAAACACCAGGCGGUGUGCUAUGGACCUUAAAUCCCCAAUGUCUUGUAUUCUGAUUCCGAAUUAUAGCGUAGCCAAGAACUAUGAUGUAAUGUUUUCAAAUAAAUAACCGAGAAAUACUAUGUCUUUGCUAUACCCAUUCAAA